Messenger RNA from Suillus subalutaceus, 1387 nucleotides. RefSeq lists its product as uncharacterized. NCBI's taxonomy places the organism in Eukaryota, Fungi, Basidiomycota, Agaricomycetes, Boletales, Suillaceae. The transcript has 9 exons. The record is from RefSeq and is a predicted model, not a curated record. Bases 1 to 1251 code for a protein of 416 amino acids.
AUGCCAACAUGGCUUAGCAAGCAUCCCGAAGCUCUGGAUCCUACAAGAGACGCACCUCGAAAGCAAGAUGGAACCACAUCUGGAAAAAAGAGACUCAACUGGUUAAAUUCGCAGAACAAUAAGAUGUGCGGCACUUACAAGUCAGAGCAGUUGCAAUUUCGUCGUGUUACCGGUAAAGCAAGGGCCAUGAGCCAAUUUGACUCCGAGGAUAAAAUUACCAAGGUCGCACAAUGGCUUCUCUUGGUGAAUUGUCUCGAUGAUGAUGGGAACCUCAUCAAUACAAUCCCACCAUCACGGACAAAAUUGCACAACAUGGAACGCCGUCAAUGCGCACAUAUCGAGACUGCUAGCAGGUUUUCCUUCAGCCGAACGUGGACUCACGACGAAGUCAAUCAAUACCUGCAGAAUGAAGUGUUCCCUUUGGCAUUUGGAUAUGUCAAUUCGACAGAAAAGGGGAAAGGAAUUGGCAUACCUUCUUUCCCAUGGGUUUUGAUAAGCAAGGAGAGGCUCCGCUACGACGUUGUAAAUAUCGAAAGGCCCGACGGCAAUGAUCUUGCACGAUUCCGAGGUAGACCCAAGUGCCCUGUGAAAGAUGCAAACAUCAUCAUAGCAUUGCGGAGAAGAAUUCCAGAACAUGUCUAUGCAUCAUGGGAUCCCGAAUAUCGAGAGAUGGGGGAUGAUGGAAUUUUUGAGGCGGCGAAACCAAUAAUCUUAACACGUGCAGCUGCUGCAAAGCUCAAACGUGGGCGACAAACAUCAUUGUCCAUCGAGAUUCUCUCCGACACGGAAUACAAACCAGUCAUCAAAAAAAUGAAAGUAGGCGCUGUGGUGAAGCAGGAGCUUGAGGAGCCAGUGUCAGAUCUCCGAGCAUCGAGUAUUGUUAAUGCGGCCUCACAGGAGUCACAGCCUACGAAACUUUUUUUAGAAAGUUCUAAUGCAGAUAUCGAUGAACUCCCUGAUGUUAUUCGACACCUGUCUCUGGCACCACAGACCCCAAGCAAAAACACUAUCCCCUCCACUAGCUCUUUUUUCACUGGGUCACGUUUCGGCACCACUGAUUUACUUUCGACACAGUUUCAUUCACCCAUUGUUCAACGCCGUCGUGUUGCCAUGCCACCCGACUUCGUAGAGCCCCAACCGUCUGAUAUCAUAUUGCGUGGUAUCCGCGACCCCGAUAGUCCAUCUGCCCCUCCUCGUAUUAAUCCCUGGUCAGAAGAUUAUUUUAUUGGUGAUGUCAAUAUUGCCGUCUAAUCUCUCGUGUCCUCUUGCCGUCUACUCAGAAUCUUUUCUAGUACCAUAAUGAUUACUAUGGAGCCCUUAAUGCCUAUGCCUUGCUACUUUUUGUUUUCGGACUUAAUACUAAUAGUUACUAGCGCUUAUAGUAGAC